GGCGGCGGCGGCGGCGGCGGUGCCGGUGAGCGAGGCCGGGGCGAGGCCGGGGCCGAGGGGGGGGAGCACAGACACCUGGACACCGAGCGGUUCCUCACCUUCACCGCGGAGACGGUCGCUGGGCAGCUCACCAUGAUCGACUCCGAGCUGUUCAUGACGGUGGUGCCCUAUCACUGCCUGGGCUCGGUCUGGUCGCGGAGGGACAAGAAGGGGAUGGAGAGCGCGGCUCCCACCGUCAGAGCCACCGUCAGGCAGUUUAACCGACUGGUGGAGUGCGUGACCAGCUGCUGCCUCAGGAACAUGAACCUCAAGCCCCAGCAGAGAGCCAGGAUCCUGGACAAGUGGAUCCGAGUGGCCGAGGAAUGCCGAUCUCUGAAGAACUUCUCCUCCGCCUACGCCAUCGUCUCCGCUCUGCAGACCAAUCCCAUCCAUCGGCUGAGGAGAACCUGGGAGGAGGUGUCCAGGGAGAACCUUCACACUUUUGAGGAACUGUUGGAAAUCUUCUCCGAGAAAAAUAAUUAUUCCCAGAGUCGAGAACUGUUACUGAAGGAAGGAACGUCUAAAUUUGCCACAGUGGAAAAGAAAAAAUAUCACAAAAGGGUUCGGGAUCAGAAAUCAUCGGGCACGGUUCCUUAUCUCGGCACUUUCCUCACUGACCUGGUAAUGUUGGACACAGCGGUGAAAGACUACACUGAGGAUGGAUUAAUUAAUUUUGACAAACACAGAAAGGAGUUUGAGAUCAUUGCCCAGAUUAAGCUGUUGCAGUCCGCGUGUAAAAAUUACGCAAUCGAGAAAGACCCUGAGUUCCUGGCCUGGUUUUACUGGCUCCAAUCUCUGAGUGAGACAGAGAGUUAUCAGCUGUCAUGUGAGAUCGAGCCCCUGACUGAGAUCAGCAGUAACCCCGCAAAGUUUCAACCAACACUAAUCGUCACAGCGUGGGAAGAGGCCCCAUCCGCCCGGGGAGACCCCACUUUGUUCGGCGACGCCCAGAGCCCCACCCAGGACCCCGCCCUGGACCAUCUCCUCAGCCCCUUCUCCAACUUGCUCUCCAAGGUCACCAAGCACAAGAAAUGGCCCUCCGUCUCCACGCUGGACUCCGUGGGGUUAAACCCUCCCCCCCCAGCACACCCUGCCAUCCCUCCCCCCGCGGAGUCUAUCCCCAGGGGGCAUCGCCGCUCUGCUUCGUGCGGGGCUCAGACCCCCUGCAGCCCCCAGCCCGGGCCCCCCCAGAGCGACACACGCAUCAUACGUGUCAGACUGGAUAUCGACAACGGCAACAUGUACAAGAGUAUUCUGGUGUCGAGCCAGGAUAAGACACGGGCAGUGGUGGGGAAAGCUCUGGAGAAGCAUAACCAGGACCCGAGCGAGGCAUCCAACUGGAACCUGGUACAGCUAAUGGACGGACAGAAAGAGUUGACCAUUCCCCACAAUGCCAAUGUCUUCUACGCCAUGACCUCCUCCAGCAUUGAUUUCCUGUUGCGGGGGAAGGGGACUGAGAGCGGCACUUCCUUCCCCAAGAUCAAGUCCAAGGGGAUGAAGAUCUCCAGAACCUUGUUCUAACCACUUCACAGCCCAAGCUUCCUGCUCAGGGAGCGAGCGAGGGUGCGAGUGAGUGAGCUUCUGUCUAAGGCCUGAGGUCCAUGUAAUUCCCCCACUUUCAAACCCCGAUGAUGUCUGUGCCCAUACAUCAGCCACCACCCACCCUCCCCUCCCCUGCCCUGCCCUCUCACCUCCUCGCGUCCCCUCUCCGCCUCCCCUCUGAGAGAGCGUUUAAGAUUGUGAAAGAAUUUGAUAAGGUGGAGAGACCUCAGUCACUUGCUCUCUCACCUCUGAGUCGGGAGGUUGUGGGCUUGAGCCCCCCACAAGUCAGGGACUCUGAGCUCACAUUCCUGAUGCUCCAAGAAGUGCGCUGAGAGGACAGAGGGUGAGAGAGGGUCUCAUUGUCAGAGACCUUGAACAUCGCUCCCGUCUGUGCUCUGUUCAGAAAGAUGUUAAAGUUUGCCCCCUGGGUGGGGUGCGGCGGGGAUGUGGGGUAGGGGGUGGGGGGAGAGGAGAGUUUCUCUCCAGGUGUCCUGGCCGACAGGUAAAAUCACUCACUCACUCGCUUCCCGGCUGUCUGUGAGGAUAUUGCUGCGCGCAAAUUGGUUGCCGCGUUUCGACCGCAAAACACAAGUCACUACACUUUACAAUAUAUUCCUGUGAAGCACUUUGAGAUGCCUCAAUGGCAAUGAAAGGCGCUGUAUAAAUGCAAAUUUUGUUAUAUUGCGAUUAUAUAAAGUUGUUUGUGUUCCAUUAAUACAGUAAAAUGAGUAUUUUAUAUUCAAAUAAAUACGUAGUCCAGGU
Callorhinchus milii (elephant shark) is the source of this 2343-nucleotide messenger RNA. It is a transcript of the gene rgl2, whose product is annotated as ral guanine nucleotide dissociation stimulator-like 2. Gene Ontology annotation, cellular component: plasma membrane. Gene Ontology annotation, molecular function: guanyl-nucleotide exchange factor activity. Lineage: Eukaryota; Metazoa; Chordata; Chondrichthyes; Chimaeriformes; Callorhinchidae. The record is from RefSeq and is a predicted model, not a curated record. Gene Ontology annotation, biological process: Ras protein signal transduction; positive regulation of GTPase activity. The annotation marks the transcript as partial. The transcript has 13 exons.